ACAGCUUGGAAGGCAUCACAGUUUAGGGGCGUGUCUUGAGAAGGCUGAAAGGGGCAGAUUAGCAAAAGUGAGCUAGCGACAUUUAACGUUUUCUUGCUAUAGAAAAGAGUUAUAAAGAUGCAUUUUAGUGUCAAGUAUUACACUUGAACCGUUGUCAUGACGACUCUGGAUGACAAGAUUCUGGGGGAGAAGCCGCAGUACUACUACAGCAGCAGCGAGGAUGAAGGCAGUGACGAUGACGAGGGGGAGAGUAAGAUCAUUCGAGACGGGAACGCUGAGGAACCCGAGAUCGACUACAGCGCGGAUGGAAGUUCUGUCAAUACAGGACCAAAGGGUGUGAUUAAUGACUGGAGGAAAUACAAGCAGCUGGAGGUGGAACAGAAACAGGAGCAGAAAAGAGAGAUGGAAAGACUAAUAAAGAAGCUGUCCAUGACCUGCAAGUCAGACCUGGACCAGGAAAAAGACAAAGAAAAGCAGAAAGAGCUGCAGAACAAGAUCCAAGGAAAGAUGACCAUGCAGGAGUACAACAUGCUUCAGGAAGAUGAAGAUGACGAAGACUUCCUGCAGCAGUACCGGAUGAAGCGCAUCGAGGAGAUGCGGCGUCAGCUCUGCAAAGGGAAGCGCUUCCAGCAGGUGUACGAGCUGAACAGCGGAGAAGACUUCCUGGAAGCUUUGGACAAAGAGGACAAAAGCACGCUGAUCAUGAUCCACAUCUAUGAGCCCGACGCCCCGGGCUGUGAGGCCAUGAGCGGCAGCCUGAUGUGCCUGGCGCAGGAGUACCCCCUGGUAAAGUUCUGCAGCGUGCGCAGCUCGGCCAUCAGCAUCAGCGACCUGUUCAGGGAGAGCGCUCUGCCCGCGCUGCUGGUUUACAAAGGCGGGGACCUCAUCGGCAACUUCGUGCGGCUCACAGACCAGCUCGGGGAGGACUUCUUCGCCGUAGACGUGGAGGCCCUGCUGCAGGAGUACGGCCUGCUGCCCGAGAAGCCCCCAAUCGUUCCUAAAACUGUCCGUAACGGGGCCAUCAUCCAGAGCACUGCGAGUGACGAGGACUCAGACCUUGACAUAGAUUAGACUUUUAAUUGAUUGAGAAACAUGCAAUGCAAUCUGCAUGGACUGUCUGUACAUGUUAUUUAUAUCUGUGGACCCCUGCAGUGAUUACAGAGUCACAUGUAACCAUUCACCUUGCAGCACGGAAGCUCAACCAAAAGUUACAUCUCACCUACCCCUGUUCCACCCCGUGUUGGUGCUAGAGUCUCUUAACCUUGUGAACUUGCUUGUUUAUUCUGCAGCAAGAAUUAGGUCACUUCUAAGGUUUGUCCCAACUUCACUGCAAACGAUUGCAGUGAAAACACGUUUAGUUUUCACAAGUAAACCAGUGUCUUAAUCAUAACAGGUUUAAAAUAAUAACUCUCUCUCUAUAUAUCCACAUAAUAUUCAACUGGGAUGCAUAAAUAAAAGCUGCUGACAAUCUUUUUUUAAAAUAUGGUGACAAAUGACAGCAGCGUUCACCAACAGAUGAGAGAAGCAGAACACUUUUGCUGCAUCUGCAAUACAUCACUAUCGGAUUUAGAAAAGUACAUAUAAAAAUAUUAUUUUGUUUUUAAUAUACAGCAUAAAAAGUUGCAUUUGUUCUCCAUAAAGGGAAUGGUUCUUCUGGGGCGUUCUUUUUGAAAGUUAGUGAGCAGCUUCAAAUCAAGCUGUCCGAUGGAUAAAGAGGAAUCCAGCUGUUUUUGUCUCAUCUUAUCAUUCCAGGUUAACAUAGAUUAUAUUUAUUAAAUCCCAGCAAUUUAUUGAGGAUUAUAUGCAGGAUAGGGAUGCUGUACGUUUGUGAUAUCUAUUUAUUUGUUGUGUUAAAAAUAAAGACAUUCCCUUUC
Oryzias melastigma (Indian medaka) is the source of this 1874-nucleotide messenger RNA. RefSeq names its product phosducin-like (gene pdcl). Lineage: Eukaryota; Metazoa; Chordata; Actinopteri; Beloniformes; Adrianichthyidae. The record is from RefSeq and is a predicted model, not a curated record. The coding region runs from base 157 to 1071 and encodes 304 amino acids. The transcript has 5 exons. Gene Ontology annotation, biological process: regulation of G protein-coupled receptor signaling pathway.